Molecule: messenger RNA, 1293 nt
Organism: Adineta ricciae
Lineage: Eukaryota; Metazoa; Rotifera; Eurotatoria; Adinetida; Adinetidae
Source: the annotation of a GenBank genome assembly
AUGAUUCGCCGUUUAUUUCCGCAAAAUAUGGUACGCGAAAUUGUGACUUUACAAAUCGGUAACUAUGCAAAUAACGUCGGUGUACAUUUUUGGAAUCAGCUGGACAUCGAGCAGUCGCAUCAAAACACGUUAAUUGAUUACAAUACAUAUUUUACAUUUAACCAAAGAACAAAUCUUCCAUCACCACGUGUUUUAAUCAUCGAUUAUCGAAAUGCUUUUGGUAAUCUAUUGGAUGAAAACGAAUAUACCCAUCGUUCCGAAAGAAACGAUCCAUCAAUUGAAGUUAUUCAACGUUCAGUGGAGAAAAAUUCCUGGUCCAAUAGAUUAAGAACGCGUGCGAAAUUUCAUCCGAAAUCCUUGCUUCCAUUAGUUGACUAUUGGUAUUCGCCAAAUCCGGAAGAAAAUCACUUCGAUAUCUAUCCAGUUGGCGAACAAGUCUUUAAGAAAAUGUUUGAUCAAACAGAACAUUCCUUACAUUAUCUACUAGAAUCGUGUGACUGCUUACAAAGUUUUCGCUGUUUGUAUGACAUUAAUAAUAGUUUUUCUGGUUUAUUUACGUCGAUUCAAGAUUACCUUUAUGACGAAUGCCCGAAACAACCGAUGUGGUCUUUUGGUCUUGGAAAUUCCUCUUCCGAAUUAAAUCUUUUGUCGUCUUUGGUUCAUUCAAUGAACGAAAAUCAAAUGCCAACGGUGCCAUGUUUAGACUCAUUGGAUACGGAUAACUUAGCCCUAGCAAUUCAACAUUCGUUAAUAUCAUCGGAUGUUACGCUGGAUCUCCUUGCUGAUCGUUUGUGUCCGAUGAAGAAGAAUCUGUUGAAUUUAGUUUGGAAGAUUCCAUUGGAAUUGAAACAUCGAACGUUGUUUUAUUAUUUGGAAAAUUCGGCAAAUGAAAAUGUAUUUCCAAUGACUAAUCCAAUCGGUUGCCAUUAUUUUCUUCGCGGAAUCCAACAGAAACAGUUAUACGAUCAUGCAUUGUAUAAUUUCAACAAUAUCGAAACAUCUGCUGAUUUAAUCGCUACAUAUCUACGUGAGCAAUAUAGCUCGAAAAUGUUCAUAUCGACAAAUUCGUGGACAGAAAAAUACGAUUGUAUGUCAUUGUUAACUGGUUUAAUCAAUGACAACAAUUCUUCAUUUGAGUUUUUCGAUAAGUUAUUAAUCAAAAUGAAAAAGAUGAAUUAUAAGUUACUCUCGAAACGUUGGGAAGAAAAUGACUUCGAUGAGCAAAUGUACGAACACUUAAUGAAUGAAUUAAGUAAUAUGCAUGAACAGUAUCAAUUGGAUAAAAUGGAAUAA